CAACUUUUAGAUUGGCGCGGACGACGAUGGCCGAGACGACCGAGGUAGACUUCCUUGCCGACUGGCAUGGCGCUGAGUCGCCGGCCGCCCGGCGCCAUGCGCCUACGAAGGAGGCGACGACGCCCGCCGGCUACUCGCCCUCGAGCUUCUUCCGGUCGCCGUACAGCAGCAGCAGCAAGAAGGAGACGGAGAAGGGCCAUACGACGCCAGUCCGGACGCGGAAGCGCAGCUGGAUGGACGACAAGCAGCAGCACGCCUCGGCCUACGUGUUGAGCCCGUUCUCGGACUGGAAGAUCGACGACCACGAGAAGGGCCAAUUCCGCUUUCUCAUGUCGCCCAUCAAGACCACCGAGCAGGACCACCAGAGCUUCUUCUCGUUUGCCCACUCACUACCGCCGAUUGUCGACGUUAGCACACUCGACGAGGCCGCGUCGCCAGCGCUAUCGACGCGCCUCGCGCCGCUCACGCCCGUCCUCAUGGGCUCACUCACCAAGCUGAUGCCGCCGUUCCGGCAAGACAUGACGCCCGACACCGACACCGAGUGCCCUCGCGUCGCGCAGCGUCUCGACUUUGACUGCUCGCCAUCCUCGGCCUUUGCGACGUCGUUUCCCAACUUUCAGGCGUCAACGAGCGCAACGCCGGGUCGUCUCCACCGCGCCGAGAGCACGCCCGGGUCCGCGACCGUCAUCCAGCUCUCGAGCACACUAAGCACGCAGCAAAGCCUCAAGUCCAUCAACGAUUCCUUGCGCAAGGAGAACAAGGCCGCGACCAAGAAUGCCAAGGCCGUGCGUGCGCUGAGUGAAACCAGCCUGAGCUUGGGCCACAGCAUGCGGCUUGCGGGCCCGACGCCGCCCACGACCGCGCCACGCAAGCUCAAAGUCGUCUCGCGGGACAUCGAGUCGGUCACGAAGCGCCUCGACAUGAGCGACGACGUCGACGACGUCAAAGGCGAGGAGCCGGUCGUUGCGACAGUUGCAAAGAAGCUGCGGCUCUCGGCGCCGACCGUCCGCAUCAAGCACGAAGUCCCAGUGCCCGUGGUCCCGCCACCGACACUCGCCGUGACGCCCAAGAAGCGAAAUCCGUGCAACUGCAAGAAGUCCAAGUGCCUCAAGCUCUACUGCGAGUGCUUUGCGUCCGGGGGCUUUUGCGACGAGAGCUGCAAGUGCGUCGGGUGCGCCAACACGCCGGCGUCCGAGCCGCUGCGCACCGAAGCCAUCACGUUGACGCUCGAGCGCAACCCGAACGCGUUCCGGCCCAAGAUCAAGAAGGAGGAGACGACGCCGAUCCACCACAACGGGUGCCACUGCAAAAAAUCGUUUUGCCAGAAAAAGUACUGCGAGUGUUUCCAGGCCGGUGUGCCCUGCGGCGACAACUGCAAGUGCAUCGACUGCAAGAACCAGCCGGGCGGCUGUGCACAGCAUACGGCGGGUCGGUCCGCCGCCAAGCACAAAGCCGUGCCAGCGCUUCUGCGCCAUGUGACAGCGCCCAAACCCGGCACCAACAUGGUCCGAACGACGUCGGCGGUCACGCCCGUCAAGACACGGACGCCGCUCGUCGUCAAGCGGGCCACGAGUCUCGACCUCAAGACACCCAAAGACCUUGCGUUUAGCGCCAGCAUUCUACGGGAGAAGUCGGGGACGCCGCUCAAAGCGCGACGCGAGGCCAAGCUCGUGGUGUACCCUCUCUUUGGCGAAGACAAGCCGCCCGUGCGGAGAGACGUGGCGCUUCGGAUCCUCGACUGCCUCACGCCCGCCGACCUCUACAACGCAAGCAUUGUCAACCGACUAUGGAACGGCAUGGCCAUGAGCCAAGAGGUUUGGGACUACACGCAGCUCGAGCCCGACCCGUCGCGAUAAUGUCAAUAGGACGAGAUAGAGACCAUGUACAUUGAGUGUAGCCAUAUCCUAGUAAAAAUGUCCGCGGUUACUUUUGGA
Molecule: messenger RNA, 1934 nt
Organism: Saprolegnia diclina VS20
Lineage: Eukaryota; Oomycota; Saprolegniomycetes; Saprolegniales; Saprolegniaceae
Exons: 5
Coding region: 27-1856 (609 amino acids)
Biological process (GO): regulation of DNA-templated transcription
Cellular component (GO): nucleus
Molecular function (GO): protein binding
Source: RefSeq, a predicted model, not a curated record